Messenger RNA from Triticum turgidum subsp. durum (durum wheat), 789 nucleotides. The record is from the annotation of a GenBank genome assembly. Lineage: Eukaryota; Viridiplantae; Streptophyta; Magnoliopsida; Poales; Poaceae.
AUGCUGAACGCGAGGGUGAACGAGGAGCUGGUGGCGGCGGCGGGGGUGGAGGAGGGGGACGUCGUGCUCGAGAUAGGCCCCGGGACGGGCUCUCUCACCGCCGCGCUGCUCGCCGCCGGCGCCACCAUCGUCGCCGUCGAGAAGGAUAAGCAUAUGGCUACCCUUGUGAGAGAUAGGUUUGGAUCCACAGAGCAAUUGAAGGUCAUUGAAGAAGAUAUUACAAAAUUUCACGUUCACUCCCAUUUUCUCCCUAUCCUGGAGGAGAAAUCUCAUGGCAAGAAAAAAUACGCCAAGGUUGUGUCAAACUUACCAUUCAAUGUCAGCACUGAAGUUGUCAAACAAAUUCUUCCAAUGGGAGAUGUUUUCUCUGUCAUGGUGCUCAUGCUUCAGGAUGAAGCGGCACUACGCCUUGCAAAUGCUUCAAUACAAACACCAGAGUACCGACCUAUCAAUGUGUUUGUGAAUUUCUACUCUGAACCUGAAUACAAGUUCAAAGUAGAGAGGGCCAACUUUUUCCCUCAACCGACGGUUGAUGGUGGCGUUAUAAGGUUUAAAAUAAAGGAUGCUGGGGAGUAUCCGCUUGUUAGUUCUAACAAAAGUUUCUUUUCAAUGGUGAACUCCGCGUUCAAUGGGAAGCGCAAGAUGCUUCGGAAAUCACUUCAACACCUAUAUUCUUCUGCUGACAUUGAGGCUGCUCUGACCAAUAUCGGUCUUCCGCCUACGGCUAGACCGUCUGAACUGGGGAUGGAUGAUUUCGUGAGGUUGCACAAUCACCUGGGAAAAGUAUGA